UUGGUUAUGUCAGAAGCAAAGAUCAUCCGGAUGGACGCACUCUGAAGUAUUUCUGCACAUUUGACUCCUCAAAACAAACACUAAGUUUUUUUCAAGAGCCAAACCCUUCUCUAUGGCUGGUGCUGGUGGUGCUGGUGGUGGUGCUGCAGCUGGAGGAAACCUGCGGGAGGAGUUGACGUGCGUAAUCUGCUAUGACCUGUUCAAAGAGCCCGUGGUGCUCGCCUGCAUGCACCGCUUCUGCAGACCGUGCAUCACCAGGUACUGGAGAGGGACCCAGGGGCCUGUGUCCUGCCCCCAGUGCCGCAAACAGUUCCACAGCACGCAGCUCCAGACGGAUUACCUGGUGACCGCCAUGGUGGAGAAGGUCCGAGGCUCCUGCUCCUUCGUCAAGAACCAGGAGAAACAAGUGCAGGAGGCUUUGGACAGUCACCGGCAGAAAAGAGACGACAUCAUCCGCGUUAUCCACAAAGACGAAGACAAAAAGCAUACCAUACAGAGACUGUCCGCCGAUCUGGAAGCACACGUGCGCGCCGAGUUCAGAGCUCUUCACCAGAUUCUGCAGGACGAGGAAGACUACGCACUCGAGCAGCUCAAAAGAGAGGAACAGGAAGAGCUGGAGAAGGUCCUCCAUCACCUGGAGCCCACGGAGAAAGCUCUGAAGGACCUUGAGGAGAACAUUAAAGUGCUCGAGAAAGCCAGCAGCCCGAGCGAACAGCCCACUCUGACCCAGCUUCCUCCGCUCCGGCCAUGUGUCCAAGUGGAAUUGGCUCCAGACUUUGAUGCAAAUGUUUUCAGCCUCAAAUAUAUGGCCCCAUUACAGUACAUCACGUGGAGGAAGAUGUUCAAAUCUCUGAAGCCAGGUCCUUCCCCAUUAACGUUUGAUAUCAACACGGCACAUCCCAGCAUCGCCAUCUCCCCUGACAAGACGCUGGCGGUUGAGAGCGUUACUCCGAUUCCUUACAACGCGCAUCAGAAGCGUUUUCUCCAGUGUGUCAACGUACUGGCGACGCAAGGUUUCCACACGGGACGACACUACUGGGAGGUGGAGAUGGGAUCCAAACCCAAGUGGGACCUGGGAGUGGCGUCUGAAGCGGUGGACAGACAUGCUCGCGUUAAGUUGAGCCCCGAAAAUGGCUACUGGACGCUCCGGCUGCGAAACCAGAGUGAGUAUUUUGCGGGGACACAGCCCUGGUCACGACUGCACCUCAGCUCCCCCCUGCACAGAGUGGGUGUGUUUCUGGAUUGUGAAGAUAAACGAGUUUCUUUCUACAAUGCUGACGAUAUGAGCCUCAUUUAUUCAUUCACCAACGGGCCUCGGGGAAAGGUGUUCCCCUUUUUCAGCCCGUGUAUCAGCAACAGCCCGAAGCCGCUGCCCAUCCAUCUGCUUCACCAUCCUGCAGCCGCCUUGUCUGGGUAACGUGGACCAAGAGCUGCACGUUCACACAUUGACCAAAGACUUUUCUGGAUAAUUAUAGGCCAUCAUGUUUUCUUAAGAGAUUCUCUGCUGAGUGGAAAUGUGCAGGCAGUAAUUUGCACGAAAAUAAAGCAUUAACUCUAACGAGGAAAUUUAUUUGAGGGAAGGAGUUUUUCAUUUUCAGAAACACUUAAUGCUACAUCACUAAGAGCAUCAACUUGUAUUUUAGCAGCAUCACAUAUUUAAUCAGUUUAUAUUUGCACUUCUGAUUUGACUUUGACUUUCUUCUAAGUCUUAAAUCACCACAUCAUUAUAAGGAAAUCAGUUGAAAUCAUUUAGAUCAUAUCUGUAAUUGUUUGUAGCAUGUAUCAUUUUUCUAUUUCUUUAAUGUAUUACUGUUAUACAGUAUUUUUUAAGAGGGUUUGUUACAAAAGAGCCACACUGGCACAUUCAGUGUAAUCAGUUAAUAGACUGUAAAUGUGUUUCUAAUGCCAAAAAUAAAGCCAAUCACAU
Periophthalmus magnuspinnatus is the source of this 1927-nucleotide messenger RNA. RefSeq names its product tripartite motif containing 105 (gene trim105). Gene Ontology annotation, molecular function: protein binding; metal ion binding. The record is from RefSeq and is a predicted model, not a curated record. The transcript is spliced from 7 exons. NCBI's taxonomy places the organism in Eukaryota, Metazoa, Chordata, Actinopteri, Gobiiformes, Gobiidae. Bases 113 to 1417 code for a protein of 434 amino acids.